Macroventuria anomochaeta is the source of this 2441-nucleotide messenger RNA. RefSeq lists its product as uncharacterized. The record is from RefSeq and is a predicted model, not a curated record. Gene Ontology annotation, cellular component: cytosol; Rpd3L complex. Gene Ontology annotation, biological process: negative regulation of silent mating-type cassette heterochromatin formation; negative regulation of rDNA heterochromatin formation. NCBI's taxonomy places the organism in Eukaryota, Fungi, Ascomycota, Dothideomycetes, Pleosporales, Didymellaceae. Bases 187 to 2379 code for a protein of 730 amino acids. The transcript has 8 exons.
CGCACACUCGCCAGCUGCGCGCAUAGCUUCCCUGGUACCGAAGACCCUCGUUGCUCAUAUUAUUCUUCCCUUCUUCCUGGUCAACUGCGCGCAAGCUUGCUUUUUGGGCGACAGACACGCCAUCCUUCACACCUCCCACGAAACCACCGAUUCCUCGUUCGAGCUGGCUAGGAGGUCGUUGGCGCCAUGGCAGGCCAGCAGCAGCAGAUCAUAGACACUAUCUUCUCUAUGAAGAGGAAGAUUCUGCGCGGAAGCGACUCGGACCUUGAAGAAGAAGAUUCGCCCUUCGUCGACUACAGACAAGACCUGAAGCGCAAAUCCCAGUAUGCGCGCGCCAGCGAUCCAGAUUUCCUUUCAGACCCUCGACCCUACAAGAAGCGCAUUGAACACGCUGGUUAUCGCAGGUACAUCCUGCAGCGCAAUCCCCCACGAUACGAUCCGGACGGCGACGUCGUUGAGCCCUCAGACGAGUACGAAGAUGAAGACGACCUCGAGGCGGUGGAGGAGAAUCCGUACGCAGACAUACGGUUGGAACGACUGCUGAGACCGUUGACGUCUGCCGCCGACUUACCAAAUCAUCGAUCCAUGAGUGUUCCGUACACGUCCAAACACCUGACCAAUCUGGCGAACGAAGCUGGCGCACUCUGGCGGAGAGAGCAGAUCACAAUCGCACGAGCAAAGCAAUUGUUCGUUAAGCUACAAGGCGAUUCGGACUUUGCGCCUGCAGCCCUGGCGGCUAUGGUGGAUGCGCCCCUCGGCAGCUCACGGUCGAAUGGUACAGCUCAACGAGCCUUGAAUGGUGACGCGCACCCGGCUUCGCGCAAUGAGGCGCAUGACACGUUAGACGGCGCCCAAGACCUUGAGAUGGAGGAUGCGGGACAAUCCAACGGUAUGGUGGAGGAUGAGGGCAAGGUUGCGGCAGGCGCAGAGACUGUGAAUGGCACAGGUCCUACGACCAACAGCACAGUGCACGAAGCAGACAUGGACCAGACACAAGACAAGGACGAGGGGCUACAUUCUCCAGCCGGCGACGACGCCUCUGACGACACCUCACAAGCUGCGCACCGCAUGACCACGCGCGCCCGAGCUCAAGCAGCAUCGACCCCUUCCCCGCCACACUCACCCUCAAGUCUUGCUGGCCAGAUCCACCCGCUCUUCCUCUUCUCCGCCGACUCGCUUCCCGACCGCGACUUUGGCCUGCCACUGAACGAGGCCGAGGAAACGCGCAUGCUGCUCAUGGCGUACGUACAAAAGCAGGAAGAGGUCGCUCGAGCCACUUCAGACUUGUACCAAGGCUUGAUGCAGGCAGACCGUAUGCGGCAGGAUGUUUUCAAAUGGUGCAAAGCUGAGGCACACAUCGGCGAGAUGAGCGAUGGCGAAGAUUGGUGCGACAAUGACGAGUGGGGGCUGGAGCAUGACUUGAUCAAAGGCCGAGACGAAGAGGAGGAUGAGACCGCAAACACAGGAAAGAAGAUUUGUCGAAACCCGGACGACGUGGUUGUGGCUGGCCUCAACCCGUCAGAAGACUACAAGACAAGCGUGCUGAGCGGCCUCAGUCCGACCAUCAUCAUGGAGUGUGCGAGUCGUAGUUUGGCUUUCCACAGCUACCAGACGUCCCAGGAGAUCAUCUAUCAAGAGCACCUCGCGAAGGGCCUUACUGAGAAGUACAACGUGCUGAGCCAGCAGAUGGACCAGCUCAUCCGCGAUGCCAACUCUCAGAUCAAAGUCCUGCAGGACAAGGUGCAAGCUCAGCAGGCUGACCAGAUCGACCUCGAGAACAAGAACAACGAACUCAGUGAAGCGUACAAAGAGAAGGCCAGAGCGCUAGGACGUACUCAAAAAAUGUACAAUUCGCUAAAGCAGCAAGUGAUGGUGUCUCAGGUUGCUGUAGCAGCAGGAGACGAGGCAGAACUGACCCUUCAAACCGCUCGAGGCAACCGCUUCAUCGAUCGAAUGCCGGGCGCGAGAACCGGCACGGGCGUGUACAGUCAUCCAGGUGCUGUUCAACAGCCAGGAGGAAGCAGGCUACACAACAGGCAAGGCAGUGGAAGCUCCGGCAGCAGUGGGCAGCAGCGAGGCGGUGUUGGUAUUGGUCCUGCACCUACCUACGCUUCGCGUUUGCAGGGACGUGGCGCGAACGCUCGAGUUCACACCGGUCAAUCCGCGCCUGUCGGCACGCCACGGCAAAGCCGCCUUCCAGUCCUUGGUGGAACACGUCAAGCUCCUGUACUCAAUGUAAACGUAGGGCCGCCAUACCAGGCCUCACCUAUGCUGCAGCGACAGUCAAUGGGAGAGAAUGGGCUGAACAGAGGCUUCGGAAACUCCAUGCUAGGUGGACCGAAGGCAUCGAGAAGGAGUGGUGGUCCGUUGCAGAGAUGAAGAGUGAUGCCCAAGGAGAGAUGUUGAGGCAGAACUGUGCGAGAAACAUACGUAGUAAGCAG